Messenger RNA from Symbiodinium sp. CCMP2592, 522 nucleotides. The record is from the annotation of a GenBank genome assembly. NCBI's taxonomy places the organism in Eukaryota, Dinophyceae, Suessiales, Symbiodiniaceae.
AUGCCCUGCCAGGCGCAGAACGCCUUUCCCGUUCAUCAUUGGGACCAGGAGACUUUCCAGGUCGUCGAUGCGGGAGAAGGAAAGGCCGAAAGGAGACUUGAAGACACAUUGGGCUUGGGAGAGAUUCUUCCUUGUGCCUGCGAGACCCUGGCUCGAGCCGGGCAUGGCUCAAUCGUCGAUGCCAGCCCGAAUUCCACCGAAACCCUGAACAAGCAUUGGGUGGGAGAGGUCUUCCGGGUGGUGGACGCUGGAUAUGGCAUGUUUGGGCUGCACUCGCGUGGUCAUGGCAAGUAUGUGAGGAUGCAUGAGACCGGGAUGGAUGCCAGUGGGAGAGCCGACAGCAUCGCACUUCCUUCAGGGUGGUGGAAGGAAGCCUUUGUCGCAUAUCCUAUAGACCCCCUGCAAGACACGCUCGCUUUGUGGCAACCGGAUUUCAAGCGCUGCAUCGAGAUGACUUCAGAGGGCGACGUGAUCCGCGGUGACGAAGUUGACGGCGAGGACCAGUCCCAGUGGAAGAUUUGA